This is a messenger RNA of Bombina bombina (fire-bellied toad), 1488 nucleotides long. RefSeq names its product DnaJ heat shock protein family (Hsp40) member C25 (gene DNAJC25). Gene Ontology annotation, cellular component: endoplasmic reticulum membrane. The coding region runs from base 48 to 1136 and encodes 362 amino acids. The record is from RefSeq and is a predicted model, not a curated record. Gene Ontology annotation, biological process: protein folding. NCBI's taxonomy places the organism in Eukaryota, Metazoa, Chordata, Amphibia, Anura, Bombinatoridae. The transcript is spliced from 4 exons.
CUGACGCGGCGGCUUUCGGAUGAAUCACUGAUGAGGUCGCUGCUGACAUGGCGGCCCCGGGGAAGUCGGAGGAUACCGUGGCUUGUAGCGGUGUCCAUGUCCUCCGCUUCCCCGGGGCCUCCCUGCUGCUGUUGCUGUGUGUGUUGAUGUUGCAGGCUGGGCUAUCAGUUGCGCUCACAGAGGGUUUGUACUGUGGUACUCUAGUGUGUUAUGAUGUGCUUGGGGUAAGCCGGGAUGCCAGUAAGGGGGACAUCGCUAGAGCAUACCGGCAGCUAGCCCGUAAGUACCACCCGGACCGACAUCGAGACACACCGGGACCAGACGGGGAGACUCGGGAAACGGCGCACAACAAGUUUUUGCUGGUGGCAACAGCAUAUGAAACACUUAAGGAUGAAGAUACACGUAAAGAUUAUGAUUAUAUGUUGGAUCACCCAGAGGAGUACUACAGACAUUACUAUCAUUACUACAGCAGGAGGCUGGCACCAAAAGUUGAUGUGCGAAUAGUCAUUCUUGUUUCAGUUUGUAUCAUCUCUGUUAUUCAGUUUUACAGCUGGUGGUCUCGUUAUAAUGAAGCCAUUAAUUACCUAGUGACGGUGCCAAAAUACCGAAUUCAAGCAACCGAAAUAGCAAAGAAGCAAGGUCUGUUCAACCGAGCCAAAGACAAGGGGAGGGGCAAAAGAAGCAAAGAGGAAAUUAAAGAAGAAGAACAGGAAAUAAUCAAGGACAUCAUCAAAAACAAAAUAGACAUUAAAGGAGGCUACCAGAAACCACAGAUAUAUGACAUCUUACUGUUUCAGAUAGUCCUUUUCCCUUAUUAUGUGUUCGGAUAUCUGUCUUGGUAUGUGUGGUGGAUAUACACCUUCAGUAUCAAAGGAGAAGAGUAUGGUGAAGCAGAGAAACUAUACCUCAUACGGAAAAAUAUGAAGAUGUCCCAGUCUCAGUUUGACAGCUUGGAAGAGCAUCAGAAAAACACUUAUCUCGAGCAGCAAUUGUGGUUAAAAGAAAAAUUUGAAGCUUACAAGCAAGAGCAGGAAGAAGAGCUGAAGAUUAAAAUGGCUUCAGAUCCUCGGUGGAAGAGAUACAGAAGAUGGAUGAAAAAUGAGGGACCAGGAAGACUAACAUUUAUAGAUGACUGAAAUAAAUUGCUUUCUUGGUGCUAUCACAAAAUAUUUUCAUAAAAUAAAUUAUAACAGAAUUUUCUUUAUCUCCCCCCCCCCCCCUUUUUUUGUUUUUAAAACUGUUUUGAUCAUUAAAAAUUCUUCAGCCUACAUCUAAGAAAGGAAGAUGAUUAUUUUUGUGCUAAAGUUCAAUUCUAAAGGGGGCAAAGUAGACAAAAGGGAGGUGAUGAACACAUUUUCAGUUGUGUACAUUUUUAAUAGUAUAUUCAAUUUGGAUUGUUUUACAAGUUUUAUACGCAGUGAGAGAAAUCAAUAAUAAAUCUAUAGAACGAUCAAUUUUAAAUAAAUAUGUAUUUUGUAUCUUGGUAAA